AUGGGGAGAAGCGAAACCCAACAUCUGGACCGAUGGACCCCCUUUUGGCCAUGGCGACAACUUAUCUCUUUAUCACUCGAUCUUCUUGCAGCUGAAUCAAGCCAGGGCAAGCAGCCCCAAUUUGGUGCGACCAUGACUGCCCGGUUGCUCCAUCCCGAUGAAUGGGAAAUGGCGUCGCGGUCGUCAAUCGACUCCCAGGGUACAUUUAACCUCGACGAGGCCGAUUUUGAGUCCCAGGUCCCUCCCACAUCCCAAUUUGGCAAGCGCCGACUGCCCUGGCUUUCCCGACUCUUUUCGACGGCAACAUCAGGCUAUCGCCGUUUGAAGACCAACUCGAGACCGGCCCUCGCAGGCACCCCGCGACCAAGCUGCUCCCGCCGAUUCUGCAUUCGCCGUUGCUGCUACCUUCACGUCGUUGCGGGUAUCGUGUUUACUCUAGUGCUGUUCACCUCGAUCCUGUUCCCUUCCUAUACACACCCACCAGCGCGCUACACCACGCUCCGCGAGUCGGUGCUUGGAAGUUCUUACUCGGGACGUGGCAAUCCACGGGGCGAAAAGGUGUUCAUUGCAGCCAGUCUGUAUGAUAGCGGGGGUGAGCUUGCUGGGGGCCAAUGGGGAGAACAGCUCAUCGAUCUCAUCGAUCUCCUCGGGCACGACAAUGUAUACCUGAGCAUCUACGAGAACGAUAGCGGCGACGAGGGAGAACGUGCACUACGUGAGUUGGAAAAAAGGGUGACGUGUCAAAAGUCCAUCGUGUCAGAGAAGCACCUGGAUCCAAAGAGUCUGCCGACUGUGACUAUUCCAGGUGGCUCAACUCGAGUGAAACGCAUCGAAUAUCUGGCGCAGGUCAGAAACAAGGCUUUACAGCCAUUGACCGACAUUCCCGAUAUGAAGUUCGAUAAACUCCUCUAUCUAAAUGAUAUCCUCUUCCACCCCAUCGACACGGUUCAACUUCUCUUCUCGACCAACGCAGACGCAGACGGCAUCGCGCAAUAUCGGGCAGCGUGUGCUGUAGACUUCGACAACCCUUUCAAGUUCUACGAUACAUACGCAACCCGCGACCUUGAGGGCUACAGCAUGGGUCUUCCUUUCUAUCCAUGGUUCACGACAUCCGGAAGAGGCGAGAGCCGAAGCGAUGUCUUAGCUGGAAAAGACGCUGUGCGAGUGCGCAGCUGCUGGGGUGGAAUGGUCGCUUUUGAUGCAAAAUAUUUCCAAUCCGGGUCCCCACCCACAUCCCCCAAUCCGGCACGCUUCCGUUCCGGCCAGGAUCUCUUCUGGGAGGCGUCUGAAUGUUGCCUCAUCCACGCAGAUAUCCAGGAUCCCCAGACUGACCUAGACAAUAUUUCCGACACUGGUGUCUACAUGAACCCUUUUGUGCGGACUGCCUACAACCACCGCACUCUUUCGUGGCUGGGUAUCACUCGCCGCUUUGAAGGGCUGUACUCGUUCCUCCACAACCUGGGUAACCAUCUCGUGGGCCUGCCGUGGUAUAAUCCACGGCGGGUGGAGGUUCCUGGCCAGAAUGUCAAGGAGACGGUAUGGAUCCCGGACGCCAAGUUGGAUGGCGGUGGCUCAUUCCAAGUUGUUGAUCGGGUCGCUGGCAAUGACGGCUAUUGUGGACGUCGUGGUCUUCAGGUUAUUGUUGAAGAUCGGAAGCCUGGACAAAAAGGCUUUGAAAAUAUUCCUGUUCCUUCAUAG
Penicillium olsonii is the source of this 1698-nucleotide messenger RNA. NCBI's taxonomy places the organism in Eukaryota, Fungi, Ascomycota, Eurotiomycetes, Eurotiales, Aspergillaceae. The record is from the annotation of a GenBank genome assembly.